AGAACAUAUACCCCUUCUACUUGACAUAUAGAAACCUCUUAUAUUCGUUUUGUUCAAAUAACUACAUAUGAUUGAAAAAAUUAAUUUUCUCACCAUUUAUAUUCUAUAUUAUUAUAAAAAAUGAUCCAAAUGUUGAAGAAACAAUUUCCAAGAAAUUGCAAAAGAUAUAGGAAUGUAAAUACAUGGUCAUCUCUUGCAACAGCAUUCAAUUCUAUUAAUAAAGAAAAAUAUGGAUUUGAUUUUUUGAGAAAAGAAACUGGAUUAUUUGGAAUAUCUGAAUUAAAAACAUCAGAAGGAUUUAAUGUUUUAAGAGAUCAAGCAAUAUCUCAAACAGAUGCACUUAUAACAGAAGCUAUGAGUCAAAAUAGAAAACGAAAAAUGGUAGAAAUUUUUGAUGAUAUGUCUGAUACAUUAUGUAAAGUUGCAGAUUUAGCAGAGUUUAUUAGAAUUGCACAUCCACAAAAACAGUUUGUUACAGCUGCAGAGAAGACUUGUCUCUCUGUUAGUGGUAUUGUAGAGAAAUUAAAUACUCAUCGUGAACUAUAUAAUGCAUUGAAACACAUAGUAUAUAAUGAAGAUAUUCAGAAAACAUCUAUAGUAGAUAAACAUGUUGCAACAUUAUUCUUAUCUGAUUUUGAAUUAUGUGCUAUUCAUUUACCAGAAUCUAUAAGAGAAAAAGUUGUACAGUUGAAUUAUUAUAUAUUACAAAUAGGUCAAAAAUUUAUGACAGGUGCUAAUAAUACAAGAGCAGUAGAUUCCAGUAUUGUUCCACCUAAUAUAAGACAGUAUUUCACAGAAAAGGAUAAUAAAAUAUAUGUUCAAGGACUUUAUGUAGAUUCUCCUAAUUGCUUACUUAGAGAAACAGCAUAUCGCAUAUUUCUAUAUCCUGAUGAAGAACAAGAAUAUCUCCUACAAGAACUUUUAAAUUCUAGAUAUACUUUGGCUAAACUAUGUGGAUUUUCAUCUUAUGCUCAUCGAGCUGUUAAAGGAAGUACUAUGGAAACACCUGAAGUAAUAUAUGAAUUUCUUAAUAUCUUAAAUGAUAAUUUAAAGUCUAAAACAAAACAAGAUUUUAAUGAAAUGCAAAAAAUGAAAAAUAUUGAAUCAUCUAUAAAACAGAAAAUAAUGCCAUGGGAUACAGCUUAUUUUACAGCAAAAGCAAAAAGAAAUUGGUUAAAUAUAUCUAUUACUGAAUUUGCACCAUAUUUUUCACUUGGUGCUUGUAUGGAUGGAAUUAAUAUAUUGAUACAAGCAUUAUAUGGUAUCCGAUUGGAAUAUGUACCAGUUUUAUCUGGUGAAGUUUGGGCAAAUAAUGUACAUAAAAUUGUUGUAAUAGAUGAAAACGAAGCAGUUUUGGGUUACAUAUAUUGUGAUUUUUUUGAAAGAGAAGGAAAACCUAAUCAAGAUUGUCAUUUUACUAUUAGAGGUGGAAGGCAAUUAUCUGAUGGAUCUUAUCAGAAUCCUAUAGUAGUAUUAAUGUUAUCAUUACCAGUUCCAACAUGGUCCAAACCAUGUCUACUUAGUCCUUCUUCUGUAGAAAAUUUAUUCCAUGAAAUGGGUCAUGCAUUACAUUCUAUGCUAGGUAGAACAAAGUAUCAGCAUGUAACAGGAACUAGAUGCAGUACAGAUUUUGCAGAAGUUCCAAGUAUUUUAAUGGAAUAUUUUGCAAGUGAUCCAAGAGUUGUAUCCACAUUUGCUAGACAUUUUCAAACUUUUGAACAAAUACCAAUAACAUUAUUAGAUAAAUUAUAUGCUUCAAAGAAUAUAUUUUGUGCUUCUGAAUUACAAAAUCAAAUAUAUUAUAGCAUGUUAGAUCAAGUUUAUCACAGUGGACAAUUAGAAAAAUCAUCAACUGAAAUUUUGAAAGAAAUACAAGGAAAAUACUAUGAACUUCCUUAUAUUGAAAAUACAGCAUGGCAAUUAAGAUUUUCUCAUUUAGUUGGAUAUGGUGCGAAAUAUUAUUCUUAUUUAGUAUCUCGAGCAAUUGCUUCAUGGAUAUGGCAAACAUAUUUUCAAGCAGAUCCUUUCAAUCGAAUGGCAGGCAAUCGAUAUUGGAAAGAAUGCUUAGCUCACGGAGGUGGAAAGCUUCCUUCUAAAUUAGUAUCUGAUUUUUUAAAUAAACAGGCUAAUGCUAAUAAUCUUGCAAAAUCUUUGCUUUACGAAAUUGAUAUAAAAACCAAACACGUAGAAAAAUUAAGAGGAUAAGAAAACCACUAAAAAAGAUUAUAUAUUUAGAAAAAUAUCUUUUUAAAGAUAUGAAAUACUUAUAAAAUUUUCUUGUAUAUAAUUUUUUUUAACAAAAUAUUCAUGAUAAUUUAUAGUACGUUUAAAAUAAGUAUUGUAGAAAUACAUCAUUAUUUCAAUCGUAAUUGUAAAAACAUAAAUAAUUUUAUAAUUUAAUAUUUUAUCUUGUAAAUAAAAUGUAAAUAUCAUGCACAAAA
Messenger RNA from Apis laboriosa (Himalayan honeybee), 2441 nucleotides. RefSeq names its product mitochondrial intermediate peptidase. Gene Ontology annotation, cellular component: mitochondrion. Gene Ontology annotation, molecular function: metalloendopeptidase activity. The transcript has 11 exons. The coding region runs from base 121 to 2205 and encodes 694 amino acids. Gene Ontology annotation, biological process: peptide metabolic process. Lineage: Eukaryota; Metazoa; Arthropoda; Insecta; Hymenoptera; Apidae. The record is from RefSeq and is a predicted model, not a curated record.